This is a messenger RNA of Ustilaginoidea virens, 1107 nucleotides long. RefSeq lists its product as uncharacterized. NCBI's taxonomy places the organism in Eukaryota, Fungi, Ascomycota, Sordariomycetes, Hypocreales, Clavicipitaceae. The record is from RefSeq and is a predicted model, not a curated record. The transcript is spliced from 3 exons. The coding region runs from base 1 to 1107 and encodes 368 amino acids.
AUGGCAAAGCAGGCGCAAGCAGUUACAGUGUCCCUCGAGGACCUCUCGUCCGGAAACAUCUCCUUCGAGACCCUCCAGGAAGCCUUCGGGCCCGACUCUCUCGGCAUCCUCGUCGUCAAAGACGUGGCCCCCGAGUUCGCCCACCUGCGCCGUAUGGCGCUGUCGUACGCUUCGUACCUCGGCAACCUCCCCGCCGAGCAGCUAGCCAAACUUGAAAACCCAGAGGCCAAGUACCUGAUUGGCUGGUCGCUGGGCAAGGAAACCCUCCGCGACGGCCGAGCGGACACGUUCAAGGGCUCAUACUACGCCAACUGCGCCUUCUACGUCGAUCCCGCGCUGGAGUGUGCCCGGCCCACUGCCGAGUUCUCGCCCGAGACGUUCCCCGAUUACCUGUCUCCUAACGUGUGGCCCCCGGAGGACGUGCUGCCGGGCUUCAAACCGGCCUUGACAGACCUGUGCAGGCUCAUCAUCGACGUGGCAGUCCUCGUGGCCCGUGCUUGCGACAGGUUCGCCGAGAAGGAGAUUGCCGGGUACCCCAGGGGAUACCUGGAGCGCGUUGUGAGCACCUCGACCACCACCAAGGCCCGCCUGCUGCACUAUUUCCCGCAGGACAUGGCGCACAACGACGGCACCAGCGAGGACGACUGGUGCGCUGAGCACCAAGACCACGGAUGCCUCACCGGCUUGACGGCGGCCAUGUUCGUCGACGAGGAAAAGGUGAAUGCUGCUGGGCUUCCCGCGGCCGCGGCCCAGGGCGGCCGCGCCCAUCCCCAUCUCCCGCCCCUGGAGGAGCUGCCCGCGUCGCCUGAUCCGUCUGCGGGGCUUUACAUCCUCUCCCGGGCCGGGGAGACGUAUCAGGUCCGAAUUCCCAGGGACUGCAUUGCUUUCCAGACUGGCGAGACCCUAGAGCGCAUCACGGCUGGCAGGUUCAAGGCUGUGCCGCAUUACGUGCGGGGGGUGAGGGCCGCCGUGAGCGGAGGCGCCAUUGCGAGGAACACGCUGGCCGUGUUUACGCAGCCGAAUCUCGGUGAUGUGGUGGACAUGCCCGAGGGGUUGACGUUUGGACAUUUUGCCCGCAAUGUUGUGGACAGGAACACCGUGUCGUGA